Messenger RNA from Eupeodes corollae, 2191 nucleotides. RefSeq names its product protein N-terminal asparagine amidohydrolase (gene Ntan1). Gene Ontology annotation, cellular component: nucleus. Lineage: Eukaryota; Metazoa; Arthropoda; Insecta; Diptera; Syrphidae. The transcript has 7 exons. The coding region runs from base 437 to 1369 and encodes 310 amino acids. The record is from RefSeq and is a predicted model, not a curated record. Gene Ontology annotation, molecular function: protein-N-terminal asparagine amidohydrolase activity. Gene Ontology annotation, biological process: ubiquitin-dependent protein catabolic process.
ACCGACGUGCGCCACUCAGUCCGGUUUUGAGAGUUUCGUUGCGAACACGUUUGUAUUUGAAGUGUAACAAGUCGCAAAACAUUUCUUUAUCAUCGAACUCAUUUCUUUCAAAAAUCUAAGCCGUCGGAAGAUAUUUUUUUGUUUUGGUUUUUGUACUACGUUAAGUGAGAUUUUUAAAAAAGAAAAUAAACAAAAGUGAUACAUUUUUUUAGAAUCAAAAUAAAUUUGAUAUUUUUUUUCAAAAGUGAAUGUUUUUCUCUAACUUAACUCAAGAAAGUUUCAAGUCCUUGCAUUUCACAUCCGCUUUUAUGCUGAAAUCCAAAAUAAUUUGUUGUAUAUAGAAGAAAUUAUGCCCACAAGGAAACCUCAAUAAAUUAAAACAAAAAAAGGAAAUAAAUAUUAUUUUUGAGUAAAGAUUAAAUAAACCGAAAUCAAAAUGGUUCUAGUACUAAAUGGAGUUCUUCAAGAUGAUUGCCCGAUGGAUACGAAUACACUUUUCCUUCAACAUCCAGUAUACAGAGAUUAUGCAUCACAGCUUCUGUCGAUACCUACAAAACCAAUCGGCGCUUGUGGUCUUUUGUACGUUGGGCAAAGAGAAAUGGCUGCAGUAGCACCUCAUGACAAGAAUGUUAACAUAAUUGGAGCCGACGAUGCAACUACUUGCAUAAUUGUUGUUGUAAGACAUUCAGGAUCUGGUGCAGUUGCCUUGGCACAUUUUGAUGGAACGGGUGUUGAUGAAGCGGUCACUGCAAUGGUUACUCGUGUUCAGGAAUUGGCUUUGGGCUAUCCAGAAGGACGAAUCGAACUUCAGUUAAUUGGAGGAUACAGAGAUCCACAAGGAUAUGGGGAAGACGUUUUCUUUAGUAUAAUGCAAUCAUUCCACAAACAUCAUCUUGAAAUAGAUCUUACACAAGCCUGCGUCGGUGAACUGAACACAAUUCUUCGCGGUGACAUCAAUUUUCCAAUUAUCUAUGGUAUAGGCGUUAAUAUUAAAACCGGUGAAAUUUUCCCAGCUACAUUCCCCGAACGGGGACCUGAUCUACAACUGAGGGAGGCAAGAACAUUCUUAGGAGCACAAACGGUUUUAGAUAUUUAUGAUUCAUCAAUUGGCAUGCUGCGUAUUGGCCCAUUCAACUAUGACCCCUUGCGUGGUGUCGAUCUAUGGCUUGCACAGACCGAUGAAUUCCUCUUGCAGCAUUUAUCAUCGAGUCCUGAUGUUGAGCCUGCCCACUUUGCAAUGCAGAUGAGAUCAACGAUUAAAUUCAUUCAAGAGAAUCAGUUUCCCGCCAUCACUGUGUUCCGGGACAAUCGUCCACGUUAUUAUCGUCGUGACGAAACCACUGGUUGCUGGGCUCCAGUAAGAUACUGAAAGAUGACGCUUACGACGAAAACGAGGCGGGUGUGUGACAUCUAUUAAUUAAUUAAAAUAUAAAAAAAAAACUAAAGCCAGCGAAAUUGUUGUUUUGCAAAGCGCAAGGUGAUAUUUAUUUAUAAAAAAAAAAAGAAAAUAUAAAACAUUACACUGAAAAAAUUAAUUUUAAAUGAAUUAUACAUUUCUUUUUGUUAUUGGACCUAAGCAUAUGCAAUCUAUUAGAUUAGCAAAUGAGAUUCUUAAGAAUAAUUACACAUUUAUUAGCUCUUGUUGUUUUCUUUUUUUGUGUAUCUUCCUAAAGUUUUAAUGAAGCUUUGUUAAAUUAAUUAAAAUGUGCACUCAGUAUUUGUUAACUGAUUAAAGUUAUUGCUAAAAUGCUAAAGUCGAUCUAUUAAAUGAAUUGAAAAUAAGAAUAGAUACGUUAUAAAUGAACUUAAACUUUAUUUUCUCAAAACUGCUUAUAGUGAAUUUUCUAUAAAACGUGAUAUGUAAAUGCAAUGCGACGAACAUUAAAACAUAUGAAAUGUAAGAAUUCGGACAGAAUUUUUAUAUAUUUACACCUUUUGAAGUUUAAUCAAUUAUUAAUAUAUACGAGUAUAAACACAAAAUAAUACAAACUUGAACUUGCAAAAAAGGAACAUGCAAUUAAAAUAAAGAAUAAAAAAUUAAAAAUUACUUGACACUGUUAUUAACAUAAAACAAUCCCUUAUAUACUAUGUGAAGAUAACUUAUACACUAAAUAAUAUAUGGCUUGGCUACUAUGAAUUAAGUAAAUUGAAUUAAAUAAAUCGUAUAAAUAUGCGGAAAUUGAUAAUUUUA